Penicillium canescens is the source of this 3168-nucleotide messenger RNA. Its product is annotated as beta-galactosidase. The record is from RefSeq and is a predicted model, not a curated record. The transcript has a single exon. Gene Ontology annotation, cellular component: beta-galactosidase complex. NCBI's taxonomy places the organism in Eukaryota, Fungi, Ascomycota, Eurotiomycetes, Eurotiales, Aspergillaceae. Gene Ontology annotation, biological process: lactose catabolic process. The coding region runs from base 1 to 3168 and encodes 1055 amino acids. Gene Ontology annotation, molecular function: beta-galactosidase activity; carbohydrate binding.
AUGCUUUCAUCUGAGAUGGCCCUCCUACAACCUCAACCUGAUUGGAAUAAUCUCGACGUCCUCCAACGCAAUCGACUCAACGCCCGAGCUCACUUCUACAACUAUGAAGAUGAAUCAACCGCCCUUACCUUUGACCCCCGAAAAAGUACACUCUACCACAGUCUAAACGGAACAUGGAAGUUUCACCACGACCUGUCCCCCGUGGAGGCCCCCGAUUGGGAUGUUACUGAUCCGAGCACCUGGGACGAUAUCACAGUACCUGGCAUGUGGCAGCUACAGGGUCAUGGCAGCCCGCAGUACACCAAUGUGAGCUAUCCAUUCUCAGUUGAUCCGCCAAACGUGCCCUUGGAAAAUGAGACGGGCUCAUACUUUCGAAAAUUUACCGUGCCUCGGCAAUGGACUCCGGACACCCACUCUGUCAGAUUGCGCUUCGAAGGCGUCGACAGCUCUUUCCACGUCUGGGUCAACGGCAAAGAUGUCGGUUAUAGUCAAGGAAGUCGUAACGCCGCCGAGUUUGAUAUCGCUAGCUUUCUGCAUCCCGAUGAUGGUUCGGUAAAUACAGUGGCUGUCCGGGUAUACAAGUUCUGUGACGGAACUUACAUCGAGGACCAGGACCAGUGGUGGCUUUCGGGCAUUUUUCGGGAUGUCUAUCUCAUUUCAUUUCCGCUUGGAGGGAUCAGCGACUUUACCGUCACCACUUCCAUAGACGACAGCUUGAGCUGUGCCGGGGUCACAGUGCAGGUUGAUCAUCAUGGGGCUGCCGAGUCGUUCAAUCUCAAGCUGCUCGGUCCUGAUGGCAAGCUCCUAGCUCAAGGAGAAGGCACUUCUCAAGUCCACGUCGAAGUCAGCGGUGCUCAGCUGAGGCUCUGGUCCGCGGAACAGCCCGUCCUCUACACUAUCCUCCUUUCCUGUGGUAACCAGGUGAUCCCGCAACGCAUCGGCAUCCGGCGCGUCGAGGUGCACGAUGGGAAUAUCCUGGUCAACAAGCAACCAGUCAUCUUCUACGGUGUCAAUAGGCAUGAGCACCAUCCAACCUUAGGUCGUGCGGUUCCUUACGAGUUCAUGCGUCAAGACCUGGUGACUAUGAAGCGUCACAAUGUCAAUUCUAUUCGCACGUCCCACUACCCCAACGAUCCCCGUAUGUACGAAGUGGCGGACGAACUCGGCUUUUAUGUUAUCAAUGAGGCAGAUCUCGAGUGUCACGGGUUCUACAAGCCCGAACGCCAAAAAUUGGCUGCAACGGGUUCGACGCUCGGCAGGGUCGAUUUCCGGGAGAAGGUCUAUGAUGAGUCCAAACAGUGGACGUCUGACAACCCGGCCUGGGAGAAGGCAUAUGUGGAUCGUGCGGUGCAGCUUGUAGAGCGGUUCAAGAACUCGACGUGCUCUAUCAUCUGGUCCCUUGGCAACGAGGCUUUUUACGGCAGGAAUCUUGCUGCCAUGUACCACUGGGUUAAAAAGCACGACCCUACCCGACUGGUUCACUACGAGGCCGACCGAAAUGCCGUCACAGCAGACUUCUACAGCUCAAUGUAUUGCACUUUGGAGGAGUUGAGGAACCAUGUCACCGAAAAAGCGGACCGCCCACUCAUAUUAUGCGAGUAUGCCCAUGCUAUGGGCAACGGUCCAGGGAGCCUGAAAGAAUACAUAGACAUUUUUCGAAGCGAAAAGCUCCUACAAGGGGGUUUUAUCUGGCAGUGGGCCAACCAUGGUUUACUUACCAAGACUGGAGAUGGAAUACCAUAUUACGGAUAUGGCGGCGACUUUGGUGACAAACUGAACGAUGCCGAUUUCAUCAUGGAUGGCCUCCUUUUCUCUGACCACACGCCGAACCCCGGGGCAGCUGAAUACAAAAAGGUGUGCGAGCCCGUAACAGUGGAGGGUUUCAAUUCAAAGACGGGAAAGAUAUCCCUCCGCAGUCAUUACUUCUUCUCAGACAUUUCUCAUCUGUCAUGUUCCUGGAGCAUCACAGUCGCGGACCAAAAGCCUACCGAGUCGAGGCACCUAGCUCUUCCACACGUUUCCCCUGGCUCGACUGAAGAAUUCGAGUUGCCUGCGGAGUGUCUUUCCUCUCUCAGCGACAAUUCAUCGCAUGAUCAGUGGGUAAAUCUCAGUUUCAGGCUGAAAAGCGGAACCAGCUGGGCUCCCAAAGACCACGAAGUAGCCUGGGCUCAAAUCCCCAUCGCUGCAUCGUCGGGUCUUAUCCUAGACCGUUCCUGGCAGUUUGUGACCAAAAACGGGGUUGUGGAUACCCCUGUAGUUAAAGCAGCUGGUGGCAGGCUAACCAUCUCAUCCCCCGUACGCAACGCGCAAGUCACGUUUGAUCUUGUCCGCGGCGGCUUCAAAUGGACAGACGAGGCGGGCGUCGCUGUGUUGCAUGGUCCGGAGUUGGGCAUUUACCGCGCCAUGACAUCCAAUGAUCUCGGAUUCGGUGGCGACGGCGCCGAGUGGCUGCGCUGCAUGCUCGACUGGACACGCUCGUCAGUCAUCAAUGUUACUUGGAGCCAGGAUAACGAUGCGGACAAGAACACAAAAGGGAACGUCACCGUAACCACCGAGGUGCGCGUUGGCCCACCCUCUCUUUCGUGGGCUGUUCGCGCAACACUAGAGCAUGUCGUCUCUGCGUCUCUCAGCAUUAUCUCCAUCCGAGUGAGAGGCGAUAUGGAGCACCGUGAUAUCUCCUCCCCGGCACCUGGAGUCCUUCCACGAAUUGGACUUGACCUCGCGUUGCCCAAGCUAUACAACCACGUCGAAUGGUUUGGACGAGGUCCUGGGGAAGGGUAUCGCGACAAGAAGGAGGCGUCUUGGGUUGGAUUACACUCAGCAAGCGUGGACAAAUUACACGUGCCGUAUGAAGUACCGCAGGAGAAUGGUAGCAGAGGUGACGUCCGAUGGGUGCAGCUCCAAAAUGGGGAUGGUGUAAAUGGCACGCCAAUUCUCGAGGUGCGCAUGGCACAAGGGCUGUUUAACUUCACAGCACGACGGCACACCCCACAAGAACUUGACCGAGCAAGACAUCCGCAUGAGCUGAGAGAGAGCGAUGAGUUGCUCCUGCAUCUGGACGCUAUGCACCAUGGCCUGGGAUCGGGCUCGUGUGGGCCACCACCGUUCGAGGCGCAUCGUUUAUAUGCUCAGCCAUUUGACUUCACAGUGGCGUUGAGGCUGCUUUAG